Molecule: messenger RNA, 1883 nt
Organism: Prosopis cineraria
Lineage: Eukaryota; Viridiplantae; Streptophyta; Magnoliopsida; Fabales; Fabaceae
Exons: 14
Coding region: 67-1623 (518 amino acids)
Biological process (GO): regulation of DNA-templated transcription; DNA alkylation repair
Cellular component (GO): nucleus
Molecular function (GO): RNA binding
Source: RefSeq, a predicted model, not a curated record
CAAACCCAAAGCCGUUCAAUUGCUCUAGUUUAGGUAAAGAAACGGGAAAAGACUGCGGAAGGGCGAAUGAUCCUUUGCAGGUCCUUCUUCAGAGUUGAUCGAGUUUUAAAAUUCACUACUACAUAUAUUGCACCGAAACCUGUAGGAUGCUUUCAGGAUCAGAGAAGUUAUCAUUGCUUAAACCAUAAUUCAACUAUGCAAGCUAGAAAGAAGAGACUGGUGAUUGAAGGUCAUGGCAAGAAACAUAAAAGUACAAAUCUUGUGUGGAGACCAGUCUCUUGCUCCAGUUCUUAUGAAGAAGGCUCGGUAAAGGAUGUAAUGGUUGAGUCAGAAGACAGAGGAGAUGUUCAUACAGUGGGCUGUAGUGAAUCUAGCACUAUUACAAAUGACCGUGUUAUGGAGGCAGCUGCUGAAACUAUGGCUGAAUUAACUGAAUCAGCUAUCACAUCUAGUUCAUUGCAGUACAAUAUUGAAAACAAAGUGCUAGAUGAAAGCUUAUCUGUUUCCACCGAAAAGCACACCAUUUCUGUUGAGGUUGGUGCUUCUCUAUUUCGUUUUAUCAAAGGCAAAGGGGGAUCCACGCGGAAAAAUAUUGAGGAGGAGAUGGGGGUUAAGAUAAUAUUACCAUCUUCAAAAGAAGAUGAUUUUGUCACCAUUGAAGGCAUUUCGAUUGAUAGUGUGACUCUAGCUUCCAAGAGGAUACAAGCCAUAAUUGAUGAGGCAGUUAAGAGUCGAAAUCUUGAUUAUUCACACUUCAUAUCACUACCAUUGGCCAUCCAUCCUGAGUUAGUUAAUAAACUUGUCAGUUUUCAAAAUUCUAUAUUGGGAACUGGUGAUUCUUGCAUGGAUGAGAAUCUUGAAUCUGAUUCCAAUGAAGAAAAUACUGACAAUGAAGAACAGCAUGGUUUGUCAAAGGAAAAACCUAAUGUUGCAGUUGAACUUAAAGUCGGUGACAGCAAUGAAUCAGUUGAAGUAAAUCUCAAAAACAUACCACUUGUCAGUUAUGUACCUAAAGCAUCCAAAUCUUCUGCAUCCGAGUCUCCUGAUCUAUCUGACCUGGGGAUUGACAAGUCUAUAUUCAUUAAGCCUAGAACGUUUCAUCUUACUGUACUCAUGCUGAAAUUGUGGAACAAGGAUCGAGUUAAGAAAGCUACUGAGGUCUUACAGAAUAUCUCCUCAAGAGUUAGGGAAGCCCUUGACAAUCGGCCCCUCUCUGUAAAAUUAAAAGGAUUGGAUUGCAUGAAAGGUUCUCAAGCAAAAGCUCGUGUUCUGUAUGCCCCAGUGGAAGAGGUUGGCAGUGAGGGCCGUCUUCUACUUGCUUGUCAAAUCAUUAUUGAUGCAUAUGUUGAAGCUGGACUAGUCUUGGAGAAUGAUUUUAAUCAGAAACUGAAGUUGCAUGCAACUGUGAUGAAUGCAAGGCAUAGGAAAAGGAUGAAGAGGAAAGGAAAGUUUGAUUCCUUCGAUGCACGGGGCAUAUUCGAGCAGUACGGAUCAGAGGAUUGGGGAGAGUAUCCUAUUCGAGAAGUACAUCUCUCCCAGAGAUUUUCCUUUGAUGAAAAUGGAUACUAUCACUGCUGUGCUUCAAUACCGUUUCCUGAAAAUAUGGAGGUAGAAGUAGAAUGAUUAAUGCAUUGACGAUAUGCUUAGUCAGCUUUAUUUUCUGUGGGAAUAAAAAGAUCUGUCAACCUUGGUGUCUAACUUCUUAGUUUCAAAUGUGUUACCUGAAAUGGCUUUCUUGUAGACUUAUACUUCCUCCUGUUCAUAUAUGAGCAAAAAUUCUUCGUAAUUAAUGCUAGGGUAUUAAUGAUUCCUGUAUCAGUUUAGUAAUUGUGAUAUGUGGAAAUCCCUCAAUGAAAUCUAUUUUUCUUCUUUUUCGAGUUACA